Messenger RNA from Alosa alosa (allis shad), 2114 nucleotides. RefSeq lists its product as uncharacterized. Bases 94 to 1665 code for a protein of 523 amino acids. Gene Ontology annotation, biological process: DNA integration. The record is from RefSeq and is a predicted model, not a curated record. The transcript has 12 exons. Gene Ontology annotation, molecular function: sequence-specific DNA binding. Lineage: Eukaryota; Metazoa; Chordata; Actinopteri; Clupeiformes; Clupeidae.
CAGUGUUUUGUUUGAUGGCCACAGCAGCACAGCAGUCCAGAAAUAAUUUUGUGCUUUUACUCUUCAAGACAUCUGUUUUUGGAUGCCUUAAACAUGCCAGUAUCUUGCAUUGCAUACAACUGUCGUAGUAAAAGGGAAAAGGGCGUGGGAUUUCACAGGUUUCCGCAUGAAAACCCUAAACUUCUCAAGUUAUGGAUUGCCAAACUUAAAUGGAAGGACUGGACUCCAAGUCCAAAUACAAUGAUCUGUUCCAAACACUUUGAGGCAAAAGACGUGGAUGUGACUGGAUUUAGACCACGCUUAAGACCAGGAGCCGUGCCCACCAUCUUCGACUUUCCUGAGUCCAUCGCCAUCAAGCCAAGAAAAGUAUUAAUCAACCCACGCAGUAAACGAGCUACAACUGACCCCGGGCUCCUCACGUCUCUGGAGUAUCUGCCAGUGUGGCGAAGGAAGAAACAUCUGCAACAGACCCCAAGAGAUGUCAAACAAAGUUUCCAUGCUCAGCCUCAAUCCCAGGCACAGAAGCAGCCAGCAGAGGCACACAAGCAGCCAGCAGAGGCACAAAAGCAGCCCUCAGAGGCACAUAAGCAGCCCUCAGAGGCACAGAAGCAGCCAGCAGAGGCACAUAAGCAGCCCUCAAAAGCACAGAAGCAGCCCUCAAAGGCACAGAAGCAGCCAGCAGAGGCACAGAAGCAGCCAGCAGAGGCACAGAAGCAGCCAGCAGAGGCACAGAAGCAGCCCGCAGCAUCUGUGGCUGAGGCUUCUAUAGUGAUCUGGCCCAUUGUAGGGGAUGCAUCCAUGUUCAGGAGACGAAGUUUGCCAAGUUUCUUCCACAGCCACUACUGUCGUCCACAGUCUUUUCACUGGCCUGGUGAUGCUGAAGCGAAUUUUGAGCCUUCGCUGACUGAGAAGAAUGUGGUGUCAACAAUCCCACAUGUUAUAAAGGUCACCGGGAGAUGGCAGUGGCUUGGCUUGGAUUUCAGAGGCCCAUUACCACAGACCAUGAAUGGUGACCGGUUUCUAUUGACCGUAACUGACUAUCACUCCAAGUGGGUUGAAGCUUUUCCUGUGACGGCCAUGGUCAGUCAUGAGGCGGCUGGAAUCCUGUGUGAUCUCUUUGCUCAGUUUGGCUACCCGUUCGGUGUUCUCUCGCGCCUCAGUAGAGACUCCAUAAGAAAAUUAAACGUUAUGAUCCGCUAUCAGUUGAAGAAGAAGAGGGGGCUGCAAUAUGACAGUGAUUUAAUUGUGCACCACCGUCAAACAGCAUACCUGGAUCCUGUCACAGAAUCGCGCAUCGGCAGCAUGGUGUCUGAACUCGUAAAGGAACACCCUGAUACCUGGAAUGUGUACCUGCCUGGUGGUGUUCUUCGCUUGUGUUGCAGUGAGCAUCCCACUAUUGGAAAGAGUCCCUUUGCCCGCAUGUACCUCAAAGAACCCCAACCAGUCACCACACCCAGAGACUUACCGUUUUCUCCAGCCGUCGUUGAAGAUAGCUCCUUUGUGGUUGACUUGUCAGAAAAGUCAGACGACAACCAACAGCAGAGUGCAGCAUCUCAAUUGACUGAUACAGUGGGAUCUGAGGAGGUGGCUGGAGGCACACCUUUAAAUGGAGAAGGGUGCACAAAUGGAGAAAGCUGUUCAAAUGGAGAGGAGCAGUCAAGAUGACAGACAAUAUUGUGCAUGACAAUCUUAACACUCACUCCACAUCCAUAUUUGUGUGAUAGCGGCUUUCUAGUUACAGAUGCCUUCCCAGAGACUCUUAGUCACAGAAAUUUCCAUUUUAAGUUAGCUUGCUGGUGUAGGAGAAAGGAGAAAGCCUGCUCUUACAAUUUUGCCUGUUUAAUACAUUAAUUGAAUGAGAUACAUGAGAGGGCUGAUAGAAUAUUGACGCUAUUGAGGCUUCCCUUCUCAUUUCAUGUUGCUGAACUUCUUUGUUGAAGCUAUUGCAGAGGUUGUUUUCUGUUUCGUGGCUCAACAGUCAAAAACACCUUGCUGAAUAUAAUGUUGAGUUAUUGAAUGCAAAUCGGAGCAUUCUAAGGGUUUUACAUUCUAUGGAAUGUCACAUGCUGUUGUAUUUGUAUACUGUAUUUCGUAAAGUAAAAUAUCUAAACAGA